Messenger RNA from Phasianus colchicus (ring-necked pheasant), 2702 nucleotides. The record is from RefSeq and is a predicted model, not a curated record. Lineage: Eukaryota; Metazoa; Chordata; Aves; Galliformes; Phasianidae.
AUGCAGUUGCAGAUCUGGGACACAGCUGGCCAGGAGAGAUUCCGAACUAUCACACAGAGUUAUUACCGCAGCGCCAACGGAGCAAUCCUAGCCUAUGAUAUCAGCAAGAGAGGCUCCUUCCUGUCCAUUCCUCGCUGGAUCGAGGAUGUGAGAAAGUAUGCUGGUUCCAACAUAGUGCAGUUACUGAUCGGAAACAAGUCUGACCUAAGUGACCUUCGAGAGGUUCAGCUGGAAGAAGCUCAGAGUCUGGCUGAACACUAUGAUAAUAUCAUCUGUGCCAUAGAGACCUCUGCAAAAGACUCCAGCAAUGUGGAGGAGGCUUUUGUGAAGAUGGCUACAGAGCUCAUGAUGAGACACGGGGGCCCUAUGUUCAGUGAGAAGAAUACUGACAGCAUCAAGCUUGACAGCAAAGACGUUGUAGAAGGCUGGGGGUGUGGUUGCUGAUAUGAGCUAGGUGAAAUCCCUGACUUUACUGGAAUUUAGAUGGUGCUUUACCCUAAUGCUGAGUAGCACAGUAGCCAUAUUCUCCUCCUCCUGUGAAACCAGCCAUUUUGUAGAAGUUAGUUAGACACAAUCCUGGUUGCUUUGGUGUCUUUUUUUUUUUUUUAUAAGGGGACUUCUGAGAGGUAGUCCUAAAAGUUAGGCCCUUUGAAAAAACUUAAUCAGCAUUUUUCCCUGCCAUUUCCUUUUCUGUAACCAUCAUGCCAGGUACGACAGUGGGAAAAAAAACUUUUAACUGGUGAUGCAGGGUAGGAGACGGAUGGUUGGAAAAGGCUGCCUCACAUCCAAAGUACUGAAGCACUUAGUAUGGAAUUGUUGGCAAAGAAGGUUACUUUUAGAAUAGGCACGCUUGACAGCAUCUCUUCAAAUCCUCAGCGCUCCGCCAGUGACCAGAAAGCCUAGAAGUGACAGGAGUGUCUUUGAUAAAGGUAUUUCAAUUUCCAAAAUACCCACAAUACAGGACCAAAUAGCAGUCAUCUGUCCAAGGGCAUAUGGAUUGCUAGCUAGUAAUGGAAUGGGCCCAGGAAGGGCAGCCUUCUCUCAGGUUGUUUUUUUUUUUUUUUUUUCAUUUUCUUAAGUUAUCAUUUUAACAGAUAGCAAAAUCACCCUGAGUGGUAUCACACUGAUAUCUGACUUACUGUCAGGCAGGGUUGGACCAGUUUAGUCAUUUUAAAUAUAGUCUUGAGAAGAGGGAAAAUGUAUUGCAUUUGUUACUGUUUGCAGUGAUAGUUCCCUUUUACAAGUGAGUGUCAUGGAUUUUUUGCCCUCAGGUCUAUUAAUUUCAUUUGAAACUCAAGACCUGCACCACUGGAAACAGGAACUGGAGAAAUCUUGAACUGAGUGGUAGCCAUGAUCCCUUGCCACGUGCCUCACGGUCAUAUACAGGGUUAAUUCAGAUCAUACCUUUGACAUAAUGUUACCAGAGAGUUUAUUGUUUAAGUGGUAUAAGUAGGAUUCGGUUGAUUUUUAGCCAUCUUUUUUAAAUAUAAUCUGGGCAUGUAAUUAGAAAGAAGACUUCACAGUAGCUGAGAACUGCAUGCAUUGCAGCUUUUUUGUUUUAAGAGUCUAGCAUCUUCAUGAGGGAUUGCCUCCCCCCUUUCUACUCCUCUACUUCUCUCUCCCUGUCACUAAUUACUGUUUGUUUCUUAAAACAAUUCGCCGGGAAAAUCUUUUACUGUUGAUCAAAACUCACAUUAUGAAGUAGAAUAGAUUUCAUAAUCAUAUAGUUGUCUUUCAGAUUCAGCUCUAUACUGCAUGUUGUAGAUACAGUUGAAAUGCUGAUGGCAGCAGUCCUCCCUGGAUUUACAUGCUGAAGCACCUCAUAAACUCAGAUUAGAAAAAGGAGCAGAAGCAGGCUUAUCUUUAGAUCUGCACUUAAAGCAAAGGUGUUCAGAAGCAACCAGUGAUUUUUCCAGUCUAGAUACUUUAAAGUAGCUCAUUUACAGAAAGCACCCACAUGAAAUGAAGUUACUUUGUUCCUUCUGAAAAUCUUGGAUCUUGGUGGAUUGGUUUGCUACCAGGUUUACACCUGUUUUUAGCCAUUCAGCAUAUCCGGCAUCAUGAAAGUCUGGAAGACUGAAGAAAGGGCUAUUAGAUCCUAAUUUCAGUGCUAUUCAUUUUCAUACAGAAAAUAUUAAAUCAUUCCUUCGUCUUUCUGUUUGUGGGCUUUUGUUGUGUUUUUUUGUUUGUUUGUUUGUUUUUUAAAGUAUGAUGUAGGAUUAUUGAAGAAUUGCUUGGCUUUGUAUCCUGUUUGCUUCUAAUCUAAGGGACUAGAUUUCAAGUUUUAUAGUUGUAAGACUGAAAGGGCUUUACAUUUUUCAAUUAGCACUGUUUUCAUAACUGUUUUAUACGGAAGGGCAGACUAAGCCACAGUAUUCAGUAGCAUUUUGGGGACACACCCAGUAGCAUUUGCAGGACAUACCCAGCUCUCCUACAUCCAAAGAUAGCAGGCAGUGAGUUCCCAGUGGUAACUAAAAACCAAAAAUUAGAAUCAUCCAAACUCUGCCUGUUAUUAGAAAUCAUGCAUUCCACUCCCAGGAAAAUCUAUGAAGACAGUCCAAGCUAAAAUUCAGUCCUGAUUACUGUUUUUCCUCCUGGUUAGAUGGUCUUUAAGCUGCAGAAUAUUGGCAAGCAUUGGACUUAUCAUGACUUCUUAUAGUUUACAUCUUUAGGUUACAGUCCUGCAGGUCUGCAUGCAUGCA